GACAAAAAUACGGACUAGAAUCGCGUACUCCCGAAGCGCUCUCCUCAGUCCCCGACUCUUCUCCCGUCUUGUCUUCUCUUUUCUUCCUAGUUUUCCUAGAAACCUUUUUUCCUUUUCUUUUUUUUGUUUCAAAUCCGUACAACCAGAAAAUGGCCACCGAGAAAUCGGUUAUGGCGGUGAUCAGAGCCGCGAGACCAUCCUUCCGCAACAAAUAUGACAAGGUCGCUUUCGUCGUUCACGCCUCUUUCCUAGCUUCCGGUUACGUCCUCACCGCCGCCGGACGCCAAGCCUUUUCCGACUCCGCACUGUCCUCAUCGUCCACAGAUGAGGUCGGAAUCGAUGGCUGGAAUGAGGUAGAUGGCGAGUACGCAUUCGUCUACGCAAACCCUGAGAAAAAUUUCAAGAAAGUGCUGGUCAAGUGUCUGGUAAUGAACGAUAAGCUUCUCGUUGAUGCUUUAGCCGAUGGGGGCUCUGAGCCCCUCCAUUACGAAAUUAACGUUGGCGAUUGUGUUGAAGAGGAUGGUGACGGUAAUUACUCCACACAGUUCAAGAAUUUGGAUAAACUGGUGAAGCGUCUAGAGUCGGAGAUUUUGUCUAAAUUAGACGGUUCUUCGAAACAUAGCUCCACUACAAAUCUUAGAAGUUCCGAAACUAGUGAAGGAACAAGAACAUAUGUAACCGAGCAUGGUGCUAGAGUUCCUGAAUCUUCAGGUGUUCCAAUACAUCCUUCAGGAGUUUUAUAUCCUCCUGUUAAUCCUGUUGGUGGUAGUGAUCUUUUUCCUGGGCCUGGUGCUGGAAUGUAUGGACCCAGGGGUGAUUUUGGCAGUGGGAGCAUGCUUCUAGGACCUAACGACCCUCGUUGGUACGGUGGAGUUGGAGAGCCUGGCUUCCCUGGGGCACAACCGGGUGUACCUCCAGGUGCUCGUUUUGAUCCCUAUGGCCCGCCUGGUGUUCCUGGCUUUGAGCCUGGUCGAUUUGCAAGGGGUCCGAGGAGGCCAGGGAGUGGAACUCAUCCGGACCUAGAACAUUUUGGUAGCGGCUCAGAUUUCAUUUAAAGAUGACUUACCGGUCAGCACUCUGCAGUGUUCUUUUCAGAGGAAAUAUGAAACAUACAACCAUAUUAAGUAGCAGCACGAGUUCCCUUCUUUUUUGGACUUGCUCAUGGGGUUACACUGUGAUGUUACACUUCUAACUAACCAUAAUUUUUUUUUUUUUGGUUAUUAUUAUGAUUUUUUAUUUCUUGCUUUUCUGGAGAACAGAGUUCUUGUUUAACAUACCUUAUUUUGGCUUGUUUGUAUCUAUAUCUAUGUAUAUACACACUGUAUUCCCCCCUUGUUGAUGGGUGCAGAACGACGUCAAUUUAAUCCUCAGUGAAGCUGCCUGCGUGCAUUCUAAAUAGCCAAUUUAGUCCAUAGGAUCAAGUAAUUUCAAGAUACAAAUGUGUAUAUAUAAGGGUU
This is a messenger RNA of Morus notabilis, 1457 nucleotides long. Its product is annotated as probable proteasome inhibitor. NCBI's taxonomy places the organism in Eukaryota, Viridiplantae, Streptophyta, Magnoliopsida, Rosales, Moraceae. The record is from RefSeq and is a predicted model, not a curated record. Gene Ontology annotation, molecular function: endopeptidase inhibitor activity; proteasome binding. The transcript has 9 exons. Gene Ontology annotation, biological process: proteasome-mediated ubiquitin-dependent protein catabolic process. Bases 150 to 1055 code for a protein of 301 amino acids.